AUGAAUUUGAAUUCAGGCAAUAGCUAACAACUUGUUGAGGCUUUAGCCAACUACUGCAGCAAAUUAGAGACAGCGAGCAGUGCUGUACCACUGUAUAAUACCUGUUCCGGUAAAAUAUUGUGUAAAGUUUGAGUGUAAAAAUUAACUAGUAUCGCUGUAACUUUUAAAUCUGUUGCUCAGUGCUGUAACGUUAGCUGCAGGGAUCGCUUUUAGAAGAGGGACACUGGACAAGGCAAUGAAAGCGGGCGUCCACUGUCGUUGUUCAAAAUGCUACUCUGUCCCGGUACGGAAGCGGGUGCGUAAGCGAACUCCAGCCCUGACCCUGCUGUCCCUGCCCGAGGAGGUCCUCCUCUGCGUGCUCCAGUGCCUCUCGGCCGAGGACCUGCUGUCUGUCCGAGCCGUUCACUCCCAGUUGCGAGACAUCGUUGACAACCACUCAAGUGUGUGGGCCAGGGUCAGUUUCAGGGACACGUGGCCGUCCCCCGGCACCGUCUGGCUAUUUGAGAGAGCCGCUGAUAAAGGGAAUUUUGAAGCCGCUGUGAAGCUAGGGAUUGCUUAUUUGUACAACGAAGGACCGUUGUUGAGCGACGAGGGGCGAGCUGAUGUCUGUGGUCGCAAGGCGUCCCACUUCUUCAGCCUGGCAGAGAGCCUGCGCUCUCCCACCACGGAUCCCUUCGUCUGGGUGUUCAUUCGCCCGCCGUGGUCACCCACCGGCAGCUGCUGCAAGGCCGUGGUGUUCGACCGUCUCAAGGCCGAGUGUGAAGACAACGUGGAGAAGAGAGGACCCUUGUUGCACUGUUUGGCCAGAGUUCUGCAGCUGUUUGAAGGCGACGCAAGACGCUCAGAGGCCAUAUCUAUGUUGGAGGAGUCGUCACAGGCGGGCUGUCUACAGAGCUCCUACAUGUUGUGGGAGCACAACCGGAAAGCAGCUAUGGCAGAUCCAGGCAGAUACCUCCAGUAUAUCCGAACCCUCAGGGACUAUGCUGGCAAAGGAUGCUGGGAGGCACAGCUCUCCUUGGCUAAAGUGUGCAGCGGUGGGAAUCCGCUGGGCCUGGAGUCGAAGGCCUGCUCUGACCUGGUGGCUCAGCUCUUCGGUUCCUCCAGCCCGACUCCACAGCACUGCCCCCAGGGCGUCCUGAGACAAGGCAUUAAAGACACCAUGAGGUACAUCCUGGUGGACUGGCUGGUGGAGGUGACGACCAUGAAGGAUUUCUCCAGCCUGACGCUGCAUGUGACCGUAGGUUGUGUGGACCGCUACCUGGCUCUGCGCUCCGUCCCCAAAGCUCGUCUCCAGUUAUUGGGAAUCGCCUGCAUGGUGGUUUGUACACGCUACAUCAGUAAAGAAAUCCUGACCAUACGAGAAGCUGUCUGGCUUACUGACAACACCUACAAAUAUGAAGACCUGGUCCGAAUGAUGGGGGAGGUUGUCUCUGUGCUGGAGGGAAAGAUCAGGAGCCCCACCCUGCUGGACUACGGCGAGGUGCUGCUGUCCCUGCUCCCGCUGGAGAGGCGGACCACCCACUUGUUCAGCUACAUCUGUGAGCUGUCGCUGCUCUACUCGGCUCUCUCCACACCACCACCCUCCAAGCUGGCCUGCGCUGUACUACUGCUCGCACGAGCCCUGCAUCACUAUGCUCCCCUCUGGCCCAGCCAGUUAGUCGGCUACACAGGCUUCUCCAAGGCACACCUCGCCCCCCUGUCUGUGCUGCUGUAUGUCAAGUGUUUCAGUGAAGAUGUUCCCAAAGACUACAGACACGUGUCUCUUACUGGUGUCAGGCAGCGGUUUGAAGAUGAGGCCUUCCAAAACAUCAGCAAAGAAAAGGUGAUGGAUUUUAAAGAGCUGUGUCAGAUCUUGGAAAUUCCUGAGAUGGAGCCUCAGAUGGAGCCUCCCAGUCCCACUGGUCAACCGGCCGACAUCCGCACCUUCCUCGCCUCUCCAUCCAGCAGCAACAAGAGGAGACGGGAUGACGCCAUGCAUGCCCACAGAGCCAGCUUUGUGGCCACACCCACAGAGGAGCUGUCCAAUCAGGAGGAGACGCUGCUAGGCAACAUAUUGGACUGGAGCCUGGACACUUCCUCUUCCGGUUAUGAGGGGGACCGGGAGGAGGAGAGCGAGGGAGAGAGGGACUGCGAUUCCUCCAUGAUCUCCAUCAAACUGCCCUCGCUGACUGAUGCAGACGAGAGGCUCGAGCACUGCAGAGCCAUGUCCAGCGACGACGACAGCUUCUCCGAAGCGGAAAAGGAGGUGUGCAAGGAUGGCAAAGACCAGGAGUCCCUUUCCUUUACCACAGAGUUUAACACUUCGGGAUACUCGUCUGUCCAGAGUGCUAGCCCCUCGUCCACAAGCUCCUCCUCCACCCUCAUGCCCGGCACGUUCAAGUCAUUCAGCAAUUCCCUGGGCAAGGGCCCCGCGGAUGGCCAGCCAGGCUUCCGCCUUUUGGUGCCCAUGCAGAGGCCCCGGGGCACCUCAAGCAAACAGGUGAAGAGGAAGAACUCAGCCGCUCACAGUAACGGUGAAGUGGAAAGAGAAGAGGGGGACGGACACGGGUGUUGUGCUUUUGCAGGCUUUCUGAGCCUAUAGAGGUGUUGUCCAAUUGGCCUCGAGCCGAUCUGAGAGCCCCUACUCAGUUAUGAUCCUCCAGCACUUUUCUUGAGUUGUCGAUGCUGCUCCUCGCUCCUUUCAGUCUGCACUGAGCCGGCAAUUGCCAAAAGAUCAAGAGACGUUCAAGUCAGGGGAAUACAAAUGGAAUGACAUGAAACCUUUCUAACCACGUUACAUUAUAUUUACAGUUUUACAAGCAUGGUACAAUGACAUACCUCACAUGAACUUAGACAGUCUGCUCUGAAACCACUGGAACACAACGUGACUUUCCUCAGGAACUUUUCUGUUGUCCAACAGCCUUUCUACAGAAACCUAUCUCAGAUUAUGUCAAAUAUAUGAAGCCGCGUGGGCUUAUUUUCAGGGGAUGAAAAACAAAGAAAGUGUUCAUAGUCUAACUCAUUUGUAGUAAAAUCUUCAACAUGGCUGUCAUCUUAUUGUGAUUGUUUUGGUUAUCAUAGUUUCUGAUAUGCACAGUCAGUACAAGACUUAUCUUGUAGUUUGUGAAUGUCAACAGGAGGUUACUAUUCUCGUCUAUGUCUGCAUCUGAAGCCUAAAAUAAUGAUUGUGUGGAAUCGGUUCCGUUUUUCUUUUGUUGGAUGGAGCAUCUACAUUUAUAGAAACAGCUGUGAAAUUACUUUUGGUAGUUAUUGUCUUCUAGAGUGCAUCUAUACGCCUGCAUUUUGGUCCAUGGUCUUUUUGGACCUAAAGAAAGAGAGGAAGUGUGCGGAUGUCCACCCUACCAGUUUGAGCCACGUUAAUAUGUUAGAAACAACUAAUAUUAAGAUGUUUGCUGUCGAUGUUGACAUUACAUGUUCAGUAGGUUAUGCUCAUAAUAGAAUUAUUCCUGCUCAACCCACUUUUCCUCCCAUCCGAAAAAGGCCGAUCAAUUUUAUCAUCACAGGAGGUUAAUUCAAUGCAAUGUGACCAUUUCCCUGCUCUAACAAUCAAUACAAGUGUUUUUGAAUGAAUUUGCUUUGCCCUCACGGAGUGAAAGAACUUCAGACACUAAUGGAAAAUGUUUAACUGAUGGGGUUUUGAAAUGACUAAGCCACAGUACACGAUAUCAAAAAGCCUGUGACUGACUGUAAAUACAUUUUUAACUGUUAUGCUAGGUUGGUUAUAAUCUGUUUAUAACCAGUUUUUAUUAAUGUACAUAGUACUAUAUGUAUACAUGGAGAAAGACAAGGAACUUGCCACUACUACUUGAAACUUCAUUCCAAAAAGGCAGUUUUCUUUGAAUCUUUCUACCCUACAGUGUUUUCUCAACAGACCUGUGAUGUGAAUAUGUAAUUUUAUAUGGAGUUUAAAUAAAAGAGGUCAUC
This is a messenger RNA of Pungitius pungitius (ninespine stickleback), 3924 nucleotides long. It is a transcript of the gene ccnf, whose product is annotated as cyclin F. The transcript is spliced from 17 exons. The record is from RefSeq and is a predicted model, not a curated record. Bases 236 to 2581 code for a protein of 781 amino acids. Gene Ontology annotation, biological process: mitotic cell cycle phase transition; regulation of cyclin-dependent protein serine/threonine kinase activity. NCBI's taxonomy places the organism in Eukaryota, Metazoa, Chordata, Actinopteri, Perciformes, Gasterosteidae. Gene Ontology annotation, molecular function: protein binding; cyclin-dependent protein serine/threonine kinase regulator activity. Gene Ontology annotation, cellular component: centrosome; cytoplasm; nucleus.